AUGAACCUACAACGAGUCGGCUUGUCGGCCAUUCGUGGCCCGGCGAGACCAAAUGUCUUUUUCAGGCAGGACAUUCCCAAGCCGGCUGUCGCCCGCCUCUUGUCGCAACACUCACGAAGCCCACCGACCAUCGUGCGAGUGAGCGCCAAAGAAGGCCACGACAUACUCAUCAAACAACGCCUCAACCGGCCCGUCACCCCUCACCUCAGCAUCUACAAGAUCGGCCAGGUCUGGCUCAGCGCCUCGGCCUGGACCCGAAUCACCGGCAUCGCUCUUGGAGGCACAGCGUACCUCACCCUCUGUGCCUAUGCCGUCGCCCCGCUCUUUGGCUUGCCGUUCGACUCGGCCGCGGUAGCGUCGGCUUUUGGGUCUUUGCCCUUUGUCGUCAAGGCGGCUGUCAAGUUUGGCCUUUUGGGUUUCCCGUUCUCGUAUCACUUCAUCAAUGGGGUUAGACACUUGGUCUUUGACUUGGGAUUCGGUUACAAGAAGGCGCAGUUCAGAAAGUCGGAGGCGGCUACUUGGACACUUAGCAUAAUUGGUGGACUUGUUCUAGCCUUUUUCCUCUAA
Molecule: messenger RNA, 567 nt
Organism: Fusarium keratoplasticum
Lineage: Eukaryota; Fungi; Ascomycota; Sordariomycetes; Hypocreales; Nectriaceae
Exons: 3
Coding region: 1-567 (188 amino acids)
Biological process (GO): tricarboxylic acid cycle; mitochondrial electron transport, succinate to ubiquinone
Cellular component (GO): membrane
Molecular function (GO): succinate dehydrogenase activity; electron transfer activity
Source: RefSeq, a predicted model, not a curated record